This is a messenger RNA of Aspergillus wentii DTO 134E9, 1043 nucleotides long. RefSeq lists its product as uncharacterized. The coding region runs from base 83 to 922 and encodes 279 amino acids. NCBI's taxonomy places the organism in Eukaryota, Fungi, Ascomycota, Eurotiomycetes, Eurotiales, Aspergillaceae. The transcript is spliced from 3 exons. The record is from RefSeq and is a predicted model, not a curated record.
CAAAGAGCAAAGGAUUUAUUCUCAGUUUCUCAGUUCUACAACCACUCUGCUUCAACGUACAGACUCAUCUUUUAUUUGCACCAUGCCUACUCGCACCUACGCUGCCAGUGUUGCGGGGCUUCCUGUAAGGGACCCGCCCCCUCUCAGGUCUCCCAAAGACAGCAGCGAAAUCCCAUCUGAUGAUGACAUGGGAUUCAACGACCCACAGAAUAUCAUCUACGUCAACCUGAAGGCGAAGGACUUGACUGAUCCAAAAUGGACAGAACGCAUCAACUAUCUCACGCAAAUGCUUCAGUUGACUCACCAGCUUGCGACCAUUCAGACUGGCAUUCAGGUCAAGGACCGGAAAGCGGAAGGAGUUUUGCCCGACGAUAUGAGCGACGCUUCUCAAUGGAAGCGCUCUGAAUAUCGCCACAAAGUCAUGGACACCUAUUUCAAAGAUGGUGUAUAUACCUGGUGCUAUAGCCCCCAGGAAACGGAAGUCGAGAAGCACAUUUCCGUUGACAAGACUAACUUUCACUGGGAAUUGCUCAAGGACAUGCUGGCUGGUAUCAUUGUUCCUGGACCGAUUGAAAGCUCACUUGAAGCAAUCUUUAAGGGAAUUACUGAUACCAUUCUCAAGACAGAAGUCACUACUGAUAAGAGGUCCUUUUGGAGUUUGGUUCAGGUUUUCACAUAUGAUGCGGUGCAAGACAAGCUUAAUGGAUCUCUCCGGAACAUCACUUAUACCUUGUCCCAGGACAUGAAGGAGGUUACCGUGGGCAAAGCCAGUCAUACCUCUAUCCAGGUCGACUUCGCCUUCAGUCAAUGCGACUUUUCCUUCAACGAAAGCACGUGGGAUAGUGUGAAGGAAAAGGUCAACCAGUAUAUUAUCAGUACUGGCAUUGGUAACAUCACUGACCCGCCUAAGGUUGACGUUUGAUCAUCAAUGGAUCCAACCCACGCAACUAGGAUUGUUGGCAGAAUGCCUUCCAGUGGGAUAGUAUACACUCCUUUAUAUUUAACAAGACCGCUGGUUAGCUAUGAAAAAUAAGAACCAGUAC